GGCGGACCAGCUGUCACGACGCGCGAAAGAUCAAAACUUUCAAUUCGUCUGUGUGGAAGGCGGGAGGAAGAGGAAGAGGAGCCGCUCCGGGGAAAAAAACACACUUUCUAAAUGCGCGUUAAGCCGCUGAAAUAACCUCUUCUCCCGCAGACAUCCCGCUCCCGACGGCCGCUGUUGGUGUCGAGCUCCGUGGACGCGUUGUCUCUUCCGGCUUCUUGUAUUUGGAGAGCGUGAAACUAGCCGCAGGACAAAGAUGAGCACGGUCGUUUCUCAGCAGCAGGCUGUGGGGCUUCCAGCGGUGGCCCGAACAGCUGCAGAGAGUGAUUCAGACAGCGGGGUGGGCUCUCCGGCAGAGGAGAUGGCCAAGGAGACGAUCAACAAUGGAGAGAAGCCUCCAGAUUCUGAUGAUGAUGAAGACAUCACUGCUCACAGGAAGCCUCGUUGUAACGCCAUCAGAGACAGUGACAGCGAGGAGGAGGAGGCGGCUGCAGAGAGCAGUGUCCACAUGACUGAAGCACUGGUGUUGUCUGCUUCCAGCGGAGAGGACAUGGAGACCGAUGAGAGGAGAGAAAAGGUGGCACAGAAGAGCAGGAGAAUAAGCCGAGCACCCGUUGAUAGUGAAGACAGCGAGUCUGAGCAAGGAAGAACGGAGGAGCGACAGGAGGAGGUGAAGAAGGAAGCAAAAUCCCAGAAGAGGGAGAAGAGCCAGAGGCAUCGGGAGAAAAAGGAGAAACGAAGCAAAGCAGUGGAAAAACUAAAAAAGAAGGAGAGGUUCUCUGAAAUGAAUGAGGACGCACCUCUCCCUCGGCCUCUGAAUGACAGCGGGUGUCUGCUGGGCGACACAGACCUGUUUGACACUGGUCUGGAUGAUGAUGAGGAGAUGGAGGAAGAGUCUCUGGAGGCCAUCCGAGCCGCAGUCAAACACAAGAUGAAAAAACACAAGGAGCCUCUCCUGAAUGAAGAGGAUGAUGAAGAGGCACCAGAGAAACCUCAGCGUGUGGAGAGAAAAGCUGCACGAGCGAGUAAAGAGGCCAUGAAACAACUCCACAGUGAAACUCAGAGGCUGGUCCGGGAGUCCAUGUCUGGCCUGCCCUACCACAUCCCCCAGCCCAAGACCAUCGACCAGUUCUACAAGAAGAAAGCCAGGCCAGAGGGUCCUGCCAUGGCGUUGCUGAAAUCUACAAAGUAUUCCGUCAUGAUGUCGGAGACGCCACCAGCUCCUCCUGCACCCCCUGUAAACCCACCCACCAACCCCCAGCAAUCAUCCGCCGAGCAGGACUCUUCUCCUUCUCUGGACCACUCAUGCACUCAGAUCCAGCCCGUGUCUCAUCCCGACGCCACCUCGUCCCCGCAGCGGGAGAGCCACAGCCAGGCCGGAGAAGCAACCGCAAGCCUCGACUCCAACCAGGAAUCUGGCCCGAUGCUUUACCUCUCGGAGAGUCUGCAGGAAUCGGCAGAUGGAGUAGAGAAAUCUGUUUCUGACUCGGGGGAAGAAACCGCUGGUGUACCCACAGAUCAAAGCCAGACUGCAGUAAUGCCUGACUCUGAAACCCUGCAAGUACAGCCUGUAACUGGGGUUGUACCUGUAGCCGGGAGUUCUAAUUCAGCUGCACAGGAACCUUUAAUGCAACAACACACUAAGCCCAAGAAGGACAAAUUUGCCAGACUGAAGGAGCUGGGACUGGACCCCCCACCUAUUGCUAAACUGUGUCCAGAUGAUGGAGCCUUUAUUGAGCUUGAGGCUCCACAGCUCAACCCCGGUGUGGUGGCCCUUAAGGAGCGUUACCUUCGUCAUGUCCAGCCUCCCGUUAGGCCCCAAGGGGAGCGCACGAUGCAACUCAACAUCAUCCGCAAAGACAGCACCCCGUCUGGGCAGGAGGAGUUGCACACGGAGUCGCUCGCUGUCACUGUAAAGGAGGGAGCUGAUGAACCAGUGCCCACCAAACCUGGGGAGAAGCUGCUGACCCUGAAGCAGCGUCUGCAACUCGCCAUGGCCCAGCGGAGAAAAGAGGAGAGGGCACGCAAGGCCGAGCUGAAUCGCCUUGACAAUGAGGAGUGUGGAGAGGAAGAGGAGGAGGAAGAGCUGACAGAUGAGUCAGACGAAGAGGGUGUGGAGGACUUACUGGGAGGUGACGAUGGGGAGGAAGAGGAGAAGGACGAGGAGGAAGGCAGUGUAGCUCAGAGUAUCAGGAGCUCUUCUCCUGUGGCACUGACUCGGCCCUCGCGGACUCCUGACCUUGUUCACACAGAUGGAACACUCAUGCUGUUCCCCGGCAACUCCUGCUCUCGCACUGGUGAUGGUCUCAGACAGUCUGGUCCUUCUGGACAGGACAGCGGUAAUAAGAUGGAAGAUGAUGACUCUCUGUCACUGGUGAAGGACAACAGCCACAACAGCAGCUUUGAACUCGCAGGCUCGAUGAUCACCUCUUACCAGCCGGUCAAUUAUCAGCGCUCCACAGGAAGAUGUGUCCCCUCCAUUUUCCGCUCCCCUUCCCCCUGCCUCUUCAGACCCAGCUUCCUCGGCUCUGCUUCUAAGAGUUCUGGCAAACUCUCUGAGCCCUCUCUCUGCCUCCCGGUCGAGGACUCCCAAGACCUCUAUGCCCCUCCAUCCCCAGGUACCGACUCGGGGCCCAUGGGUGGAGCAGCUUCUGUCACCGGCCUGGGAGGAGACUCCCAAGGCCGCUUCUCCUUGGAGGACGACGGUCACUCCCAGUUGCUUGACGCAGACGGCUUCCUUAACGUGGGGCCUCGCCCCGGUGCCCCUCGCUCCCACAAGAGACAGUUGAUCCUUGGCAGUAUGGAUGAAAACGCAAUGGAUGCCAACAUGGGGGAGCUGUUAGGGUUUUGCUCGGGGGUUUUUGCAACGGCAAAAGGAGGCUCCGGUCCGGACGGAGGCCUCGGAUCAACACAGGAGGACGAGCUGCUUGGGUUGUGCUCAGGAGCGUUUCCACCAACGCAGACGGGAACAGAGAGGCAGAUGGAAAGAGACAAGAAUAAUGAGCGAGGACGGGAUGAAGAAUCUGACAACACCAUGGACCAGCUCCUGGGGCUGUGCUCUGGAAAAUUCCCUAGUCCAGGUUGUGCUCACAUGACUUCACCAGCAAAAGACAGUGAAAAGGGGCAAGAGGAGGAAGAGCAGCAGGAGGAGGAGGAGGAAGAUGAGGACUGUGAAUUCCGGCUUCUGUCAGAUGUAGAAAGUGAACAGGAGAAUGAGGACGGAGGAGAAGAGAAAGAUGAUGUUGCUGAAGAGGAAGGUUACAACGAUGUAGAAGAGGAAGAGAUGCAAGGUGUGUUUGCACCCAACCGGGUCAAGAAGAGGAAGAAAAUGCGUAUGAACGACUACCUGGAAUCGGAGGCCGAGCUGUCGGGCAGCGACGCGGGUAGCGAUGACGAAGACGGUGACCGAGGCAGCGAAUACGAGGAAGAGGCGCUUCUCGAGGACCUUCCGUCUGAUGAAGAGCUGCAGGACCAGGUCAACAAGAUCCACAUGAAGCAGAUAAUGGACGAUGACAAGCGCCGUCUGAGGCUCUACCAGGAGCGCUACCUGGCUGACGGCGACCUGCACUCCGAUGGUCCGGGACGAGCUCGACGCUUCCGCUGGAAAAACAUCGAUGAUGGUUUCAACCUGGACAGCAUGGGAGCAGAGGGUGAGGGCGAGGAGGACGAAGAUGAAGACGUCGACCCAAGUGAGGUCCAAAGGAGGAAAGAGAGACUGGAGAGAGAACAGUGGCUCAGAGAACAAUCCGAACAAAAAGCCAAGAAAGGGGACGAUGUGGAUGCAGACGCAGACGAUGAAAGGAUCGGAGACGAAGACAGUCAUUUUAUGAAGGUGGCCAAGAAACUGACGGCCAAGACCCUGCAGAGAAAAGAGCCCCCUGUGGCCCCUCAGCCUGAGAAGAAGACGACCCCUGCAGCUCUCAAUCCCUUCCAGAGACCCUCACAGGCUCUGCAGGUAAAGAGAGGCUCACUUCUGAGUCAGCCUCACUCCGUCCUCCAGAAACUGGCCUCGAUCUCGGAGGGGAAUCCGCUGGCGCCCAGGAACACCCGUGGCUUUCUGUUUCAGACGCUCUCUCCUGAGAAGGACAACAAGAACUCGAAUGUCCCUCAGAAACAGGCGAUGAAGAAGAGGGGGCAGGCGGAGGCGACGAACCCGGCAGCAAAACGGAUCUGCAGAGAGAACAAACCUGCAGGACAGACGAAAGGCCCCCAGAGGAGCAUCUUCACCUACCUGGACCACUGAGUUUGCAAGAACACCAAGUGUGACUGAUGAUGAUGAUGAUGAUUAUUAUUAUUAUUAUUAUUAUUAUUAUUAUUAUUAUUGGUAAGAACCAGAACUUUACCAGCCACGUCCAGUGUUUCCACAGCCAACGAAGGAUGUGGCGAGAUUAUGGCUGAGGACGGGCGGAGGCAUCAGACAUCUUCACAUCUGUGUGUCUGAAGCUACACAGAUGUAGACGGUCAAGUGUGUGUUUACAUUGCUUCAGGAUGGCAAACGAAAGAGCAGCAGUGAGGGAUCCUCUCUGUGUUUUGCUUGGUGAGCUGAAUAUUAAUAAAUUAAAUGCGUAAUGCCAUCAGCACCAUUCGUCCGUCACAUCUCAUCCACUUGAUCUGGGCUGCGUUUACGUUUGUCCAUUUAAAAUGGGUUUUUUAUCGUGUAAAUAGGAUUGAUUAGUUUUUUAAUAAAUAGGGAUGUUUUUACUUUUGUAUGAUGAUUUUGUAUGUAUUUGUUUUACAGUGUAAAUAAAAGUGUAUUUUAAGACA
Messenger RNA from Hippoglossus stenolepis (Pacific halibut), 4761 nucleotides. RefSeq names its product claspin. The coding region runs from base 254 to 4240 and encodes 1328 amino acids. The transcript is spliced from 24 exons. Gene Ontology annotation, biological process: mitotic G2 DNA damage checkpoint signaling; mitotic DNA replication checkpoint signaling; activation of protein kinase activity. Gene Ontology annotation, molecular function: anaphase-promoting complex binding. Lineage: Eukaryota; Metazoa; Chordata; Actinopteri; Pleuronectiformes; Pleuronectidae. The record is from RefSeq and is a predicted model, not a curated record.